CGCGGCCCCCGCCCCGACCGCCCCCGCCGCCGCUGCUCCUGCUGCCGCUGCCGCCGCUGCUCCGCCGGUUCGCGGCGCGCCCGCCCGCCCGCCUCUGGCCGCGGCGCUACCCGCCGCCCCCCGCGCCGGAGCCCGCGGCGCGCCGCCCAUGCGAGACCCCCGCGGCCCGGGCAGCGCGCAGCGACCCCCGGCCGGGCCAGGCAUGUGAAGAUGUCAGUGGGCUGUGCAUGCCCUGGCUGUUCCUCUAAGUCAUUCAAGCUGUACUCGCCAAAGGAGCCCCCGAACGGCAACGCCUUCCCCCCCUUCCACCCAGGCACCAUGCUGGAUCGAGAUGUGGGACCUACUCCUAUGUACCCACCGACGUACCUGGAGCCCGGAAUUGGGAGGCACACGCCGUACGGGAACCAGACCGACUACAGGAUAUUUGAGCUCAACAAGCGGCUGCAGAACUGGACGGAGGAAUGUGACAAUCUGUGGUGGGAUGCCUUCACCACAGAAUUCUUUGAGGAUGAUGCCAUGUUAACAAUCACUUUCUGCUUGGAGGAUGGACCAAAGAGAUACACAAUUGGCCGGACUCUGAUUCCCCGUUACUUCCGCAGCAUCUUUGAAGGGGGAGCCACAGAGCUCUACUACGUGCUCAAGCACCCCAAGGAGUCCUUCCACAACAACUUUGUCUCGCUGGACUGUGACCAGUGCACCAUGGUCACCCAGCACGGCAAGCCCAUGUUCACCCAGGUGUGUGUGGAGGGGCGGCUCUACCUGGAGUUCAUGUUUGAUGACAUGAUGAGGAUAAAGACGUGGCAUUUCAGCAUCCGCCAGCAUCGAGAACUUAUUCCUCGCAGCAUCCUUGCCAUGCAUGCACAGGAUCCCCAGAUGCUGGACCAGUUAUCCAAGAACAUCACACGCUGUGGGCUCUCAAACUCCACACUCAACUACCUCCGACUCUGUGUAAUCCUAGAACCAAUGCAGGAGCUCAUGUCACGGCACAAGACCUACAGCCUCAGUCCCCGGGACUGCCUCAAGACUUGCCUCUUCCAGAAGUGGCAGCGGAUGGUUGCUCCACCCGCUGAGCCAGCACGGCAGCAGCCCAGCAAGCGCCGGAAAAGGAAGAUGUCGGGGGGCAGCACCAUGAGCUCUGGUGGGGGAAACACCAACAACAGCAACAGCAAGAAGAAGAGCCCAGCCAGCACCUUUGCCCUGUCCAGUCAGGUACCUGAUGUGAUGGUGGUAGGCGAGCCCACGCUGAUGGGGGGGGAGUUUGGGGACGAGGACGAGCGGCUCAUCACCCGGCUGGAGAACACGCAGUUUGACGCCGCCAACGGCAUCGACGAUGAGGACAGCUUCAACAACUCGCCGGCGCUGGGGGCCAACAGCCCCUGGAACAGCAAACCGCCCUCCAGCCAGGAGAGCAAGUCAGAGAACCCCACGUCGCAGGCGUCGCAGUAACGGCCCCCCCGCCGCCCCGUGGACUCAGUCCCAACCAAUCUACCUGUACAUUUGCAACGGAGAGUGACUGGGGAGUGGCGAGGUACCGGGGGCGGAUCAGCGCCGCACGGAUGAUGGGGUGCACGGCCCUGGGGAGCCCCCAGCCGCCACCCCCGCCGCCUCCCCGCACCCCACACCUGCCUCCCUGACGGACCCCAGGGCAGGGGUGGGUUUCCGGGGCCGUAGCUUCAUUAUUCCCCCUUCGCUUUCCUUUUCUGCUUCUUGCCCAGAGAGCUUCUCAUCCCUGUCCCAACAUGCCCGACCCCUCCCUGCUGAGUGAGGGGGAAUUAGUGGGGAGGUGUUGGCAGCGGCUGGCGUUACCAGAUGCCGUGUGCUGGGGUCUGGCACAGCACGGAGACCCUCCUGUCCCCUGGGCCCUGUGGCUGGUGUUUGCUGAGCAGCCACUUGAAGUGGGAUUGCACAUCCCUAGUCCGACGUGGAGCUUGUUGGGAGAGGCAGUGAUGGAAAGCCUUCCCUGUGCCUCGGGCUCUGCCGUGGAGCUUCCUCUGGCCAGGGUCAGAUCCUGCAGUGCUGGGAUGGUGUUGAGGAUAGGGCCCUGUCGCGUUUUCCCACUCUCCUGCACCUUCCCCUUCCCCUCGCUCCCCAGAGCGAGAGCGCAGCACAGCCAUGGGGGGACUCUUGUAUAUAGGAAGUGCGUGGUGGGGGACCAGGGGGGCACGGAGGACCUGCGGCUCUGCUGGAGCAGCCGGUGCCCUUGUUCCCUGCCUGCAGCCCCUGUGUUUCCCUCCACCCUGCGUGAAUCUGCCUGGGGCCCCUUUGCAACCCCUGGCUCCUGGUACCUCCUACUUUUGUCUUUUUUUAAGAAAAAAAAAUAAUAUUAUUAAAUUGUAAGUUUAAAAAAAAAGAAAAAAAAUGGGAAAAUACCCCCUCAGCCCCCUUGCCCAUUCCCCCCUCCUGCCCUGAGCCCUUUGACCCUGUCCUGACUUUUGUACAGGCUUCUUCUCUUGGAAGUCUCAUUUUAUAUCCAGUUCGGAGAGCUUCAAACCAAGGAGAGACUUUGCAGACUUCCUUUCUAAUCCCUCCAGAGGCCGGGGGGGGGCAGCCCCCCGCCUCCCUUCUCAAUGUAAAUCUUGUGUGCUGUUGUCCCCGCUCCCCCCUCGGGUUCGUGUACCUCGUGCUUGUACAUUUCCGCGCUGUAGACAGUGUGUACGAUACUGUUCUUUCAAUGUGUUAUCACUAGAGCAGGUGCCUCCAUUGAUGUUAGGGGAAACGAUGAGAAAAUAAUUUUGGGUGGUUUUUUUUUUUUUUUUUUUUUGGUUUAAAAAAAAAGAAAAAGAGAAAAAAAAUAA
This is a messenger RNA of Prinia subflava (tawny-flanked prinia), 2795 nucleotides long. It is a transcript of the gene LDB1, whose product is annotated as LIM domain binding 1. The coding region runs from base 211 to 1446 and encodes 411 amino acids. Gene Ontology annotation, biological process: positive regulation of transcription by RNA polymerase II; nervous system development; negative regulation of transcription by RNA polymerase II. Gene Ontology annotation, molecular function: LIM domain binding. NCBI's taxonomy places the organism in Eukaryota, Metazoa, Chordata, Aves, Passeriformes, Cisticolidae. The transcript has 11 exons. Gene Ontology annotation, cellular component: transcription regulator complex; nucleus. The record is from RefSeq and is a predicted model, not a curated record.